This is a messenger RNA of Vitis riparia (riverbank grape), 7744 nucleotides long. RefSeq names its product serine/threonine-protein kinase TOR. Gene Ontology annotation, cellular component: nucleus; TORC2 complex; TORC1 complex. The coding region runs from base 190 to 7602 and encodes 2470 amino acids. The record is from RefSeq and is a predicted model, not a curated record. Gene Ontology annotation, biological process: TOR signaling; negative regulation of macroautophagy. The transcript is spliced from 57 exons. Gene Ontology annotation, molecular function: protein binding; protein serine/threonine kinase activity; protein-containing complex binding. NCBI's taxonomy places the organism in Eukaryota, Viridiplantae, Streptophyta, Magnoliopsida, Vitales, Vitaceae.
GCUGUAGGCCAAUAAGGCUUGAAUACAAAGCGAAGCAGAGGAACAAGGAGGAAAGGAAAUAAGAACAAAAAGGCCCACAUAGGAGCCACGCCUACUCAUCUCUCGCACUUCACAAACCAUGUCUCGCUCUGGACACUGCAUCUUGUUUUCCAUGUGAAAUCAAGAUCCAGCUAGGGUUUUCCUUUCAUUAUGGCUUCCACUGCUCAAUCUAUCCGCUUCGGCGCCCCCGCCGCCGCCGCCGCCGCCGGCUCCAGCCUCGACGCCCUUAACCGCAUUCUCGCCGACCUUUGCACUCGCGGCCCUCCCAAGGAUGGGGCUGCAUCAGCUUUGAAGAUACAUUUGGAGGAAGAAGCUCGUGAUCUUAGUGGAGAAGCUUUCUCCCGUUUCAUGGAUCAGUUGUAUGAUCGCAUAUCUAAUCUUUUAGACAGUAAUGAUGUUGCUGAAAAUAUGGGAGCUUUAAGAGCUAUUGAUGAGUUGAUAGAUGUGGCAUUAGGCGAGAGUGCUUCCAAAGUUUCAAAAUUCUCUGGUUAUGUGCGGACUGUGUUUGAGGCAAAACGUGACCGUGAUGUUUUAAUCCUUGCUAGUACAGUUCUUGGCCACCUGGCUAGGGCUGGUGGAGCAAUGACUGCAGAUGAAGUGGAGUGCCAGGUGCAAAAUGCAUUGGAGUGGCUUCGUGGAGAAAGGAUAGAGUAUCGUCGUUUCGCUGCUGUGUUAAUCUUGAAAGAAAUGGCAGAAAAUGCUUCAACUGUCUUCAAUGUUCAUGUACCUGAGUUUGUGGAUGCUAUCUGGGUUGCUUUGAGGGAUCCGACAUUGCCCAUUCGGGAACAGGCUGUAGAAGCAUUGCGUGCUUGUCUUCGUGUUAUUGAAAAGCGUGAAACACGUUGGCGUGUGCAAUGGUAUUAUCGUAUGUUUGAGGCUACACAAGAUGGAUUGGGUAGAAAUGCUCCAGUACACAGUAUACAUGGCUCUCUGCUUGCAGUUGGAGAGCUUCUGAGGAAUACAGGCGAGUUCAUGAUGUCAAGGUACAGAGAAGUUGCAGACAUUGUUAUCACGUACCUAGAGCACAAGGACCGACUUGUUCGCCUUAGUAUUACCUCACUGUUACCUCGCAUUGCUCAUUUUCUGCGAGAUCGGUUUGUUACUAACUAUUUGAAUAUAUGCAUGAGUCAUAUUCUUGCAGUUUUAAGAGCGCCAGCUGAACGUGAUAGUGGGUUUAUUGCUCUAGGGGAGAUGGCUGGUGCUUUGGAUGGGGAACUUGUUUACUAUAUGCCGACAAUUAUAUCUCAUUUACGUGAUGCGAUCGCUCCUCGAAGAGGCAAACCCUCUCUUGAGGCUUUGGCUUGUGUUGGGAGCAUUGCAAAAGCUAUGGGAUCUGUUAUGGAACCUCAUGUUCGCAGCCUUUUAGAUGUUAUGUUCUUGCCUGGUCUUUCCCUCACACUUGUAGAAGCCCUUGAACAAAUAACUGCCAGUAUUCCAUCUUUGCUACCUACUAUUCAAGAUCGCUUGCUUGACUGCAUUUCAAUAGCUCUUUCAAGAUCUCAUUAUCCUUUUGCAAGGCCGGCGGUUGCCAUGGCUCGAGGAAGCACUGUGAAUACUGCUCAGCAAUUCUUAGACUUUAGCAGUCCUGCCCUAGUGCAACUUUCUUUGCAGACUCUUGCUCGUUUUAAUUUCAAGGGCCAUGAGCUUCUCGAGUUUGCAAGAGAGUCGGUUGUUGUAUAUUUGGAUGAUGAAGAUGGAGCCACGCGAAAAGAUGCUGCUCUAUGUUGUUGUAGAUUAAUAGCAAAUUCCUUUUCUGGCAUUACUUGUCCACAAUUUAGUUCUAGUAGGUCCAAUCGAACUGGAGGAAAACGCCGGCGUCUUGUUGAGGAGAUUGUGGAAAAACUUCUUAUUGCAGCUAUUGCAGAUGCUGAUGUUACUGUUCGUCGUUCAAUCUUUUUGUCUCUGCAUGAAAAUGGAGGUUUUGAUGAAUUUUUAGCACAAGCUGAUAGCUUGAGUGCGGUCUUUGCUGCUUUAAAUGAUGAGGAUUUUGAUGUUCGAGAAUAUGCAAUCUCAGUUUCUGGGAGAUUAUCAGAAAAGAAUCCUGCAUAUGUUCUUCCAGCACUUCGUCGCCAUCUCAUACAGUUGUUGACAUAUCUAGAGCAGAGUGCAGAUAGCAAAUGUAGAGAAGAAAGUGCAAAAUUACUUGGUUGCUUAAUUCGCAACUGUGAACGACUAAUACUUCCAUACAUUGCUCCAAUACACAAGGCUCUUGUUGCAAAACUUGCUGACGUCAAUGCUAAUAAUGGCAUCAUCAGUGGAGUUCUUGUAACUGUUGGGGAUCUUGCAAGAGUGGGUGGUUCUGCAAUGAGAGAGAAUGUAACUGAUCUUAUGCCAUUAAUUGUUGAAGCUCUAAUGGAUGGAGCUGCUGUCACCAAACGUGAAGUGGCUGUUGCAACUCUUGGUCAAGUUGUGCAAAGCACUGGGUAUGUUAUAGCUCCAUACAAUGCAUACCCACAGUUGCUUGGCUUACUCUUGAAGCUGCUUAAUGGUGAGUUAGCCUGGACUACCAGGCGAGAAGUACUAAAGGUUCUUGGUAUUAUGGGAGCUUUGGAUCCACAUGUGCAUAAGCGAAAUCAGCAGCGCUUGCCAGGGUUACAUGGAGAAGUUGCUCGUCCAGCUAGUGAUGCAGGUCAACACAUUUGUUCCAUGGAUGAACUGCCUAUGGACCUUUGGCCAUCUUUUGCGACAUCUGAAGAUUAUUAUUCAACGGUUGCUAUCAAUUCCCUUAUGCGAAUUCUUAGGGAUGCUUCACUUUCUAGUUACCACCAAAAGGUUGUGGGAUCUCUUAUGUUUAUAUUUAAGUCUAUGGGUCUUGGUUGUGUUCCAUACUUACCGAAGGUUUUGCCUGAUCUUUUUGUCACUGUUCGUACUUGUGAAGAUGGCCUAAAAGAAUUUAUCACCUGGAAGCUUGGAACUCUAGUGUCUAUUGUUCGCCAGCAUAUUCGUAAAUAUCUGCCAGAGUUGCUGUUGCUUAUUUCUGAAUUAUGGCCAUCCUUCAGUUUGCCAUCUAGCAAUCGCCCUGUGCAUGGCUUACCAAUUCUGCACCUAGUGGAACAACUUUGCUUGGCUCUCAAUGAUGAAUUCAGAACAUAUCUUCCUCUCAUUCUUCCAUCAUGUAUUCAAGUUCUGAGUGAUGCAGAGAGGUGUAAUGAUUACACUUAUGUUCUUGAUAUUCUUCACACCUUUGAAGUGUUUGGUGGGACAUUGGAUGAACAUAUGCAUCUACUACUUCCUGCGCUCAUUCGAUUGUUCAAAGUGGAUGCGUCAGUGGCUAUAAGACGUGCUGCCUUCAAAACCCUGACGAGAUUAAUUCCUCGUGUGCAGGUCACUGGCCACAUCUCUGCUCUCGUGCAUCAUUUGAAGCUAGUCUUGGAUGGAAGGAAUGACGAGCUUCGAAAGGAUGCUGUUGAUGCACUAUGUUGUCUUGCUCAUGCCCUUGGAGGAGACUUCACCAUUUUUAUUCCAUCGAUUCAUAAACUUUUGAUGAAGCAUCACUUGCGGCACAAAGAAUUUGAAGAAAUUGAAGGGCGUUUACAGAGGCGUGAGCCACUAAUAUUGGGAAGCACUGCUGCUCGACGAUUAAUCAGUCGGUUUCCAGUGGAGGUCACUAGUGACCCUUUAAAUGAUGUGGAGAAUGAUCCUUAUGAGGAUGGUUCUGAUGCACAGAGACAAAUCAGAGGCCAUCAGGUUAAUGAUGGUCGAUUGCGCACUGCUGGAGAGGCUUCUCAGCGUAGUACCAAGGAAGAUUGGGCAGAAUGGAUGAGGCAUUUUAGCAUUGAACUUCUAAAGGAAUCACCCUCUCCUGCUUUACGAACCUGUGCUAGGCUUGCACAGUUGCAGCCUUUUGUGGGGCGGGAGUUGUUUGCAGCUGGUUUUGUUAGCUGUUGGGCACAGCUAAAUGAUACUAGUCAAAAGCAAUUAGUUCGGAGUUUAGAGAUGGCAUUUUCAUCUCCAAAUAUUCCUCCUGAGAUUCUUGCAACACUUCUUAAUUUGGCUGAGUUCAUGGAACAUGACGAGAAACCCCUCCCUAUAGACAUUCGGCUCCUUGGAGCCCUUGCGGAAAAGUGCCGUGCAUUUGCAAAGGCUUUGCAUUAUAAAGAAAUGGAAUUUGAAGGUGCACGUUCCAAGAAGAUGGAUGCAAACCCAGUUGCUGUAGUUGAAGCUCUUAUACAUAUAAAUAAUCAAUUGCACCAACAUGAGGCUGCAGUUGGAAUAUUGACCUAUGCCCAACAAAAUUUGGAUGUCCAAUUAAAGGAGUCAUGGUAUGAGAAACUGCAGCGCUGGGAUGAUGCUCUCAAGGCAUACACAGCUAAAGCUUCUCAGGCAUCAACUCCACAUCUUGUUCUAGAAGCUACAUUAGGGCGGAUGCGGUGCCUUGCUGCAUUGGCUCGAUGGGAAGAGCUUAACAACCUGUGCAAGGAGUACUGGACCCCAGCUGAACCAGCUGCACGACUGGAGAUGGCACCAAUGGCUGCUAAUGCUGCAUGGAACAUGGGAGAGUGGGAUCAAAUGGCAGACUAUGUUUCUCGGCUGGAUGAUGGUGAUGAAACAAAACUGAGGGUUUUGGGGAAUACUACUGCUAGUGGUGAUGGAAGUAGUAACGGUACAUUCUUCAGGGCAGUUUUACUAGUUCGUCGAGGAAAGUAUGAUGAAGCACGGGAGUUUGUUGAGAGAGCAAGGAAAUGUUUGGCAACAGAACUUGCUGCUUUGGUUCUAGAGAGCUAUGAACGUGCCUACAGCAACAUGGUUCGUGUUCAGCAGCUCUCAGAAUUAGAGGAGGUCAUUGAUUAUUGUACUCUUCCUGUGGGAAACCCCGUUGCUGAAGGGCGACGGGCCCUUAUUCGCAAUAUGUGGACUGAGCGCAUACAAGGGGCAAAGCGAAAUGUUGAGGUCUGGCAAGCACUUCUACCAGUUAGAGCACUUGUGCUGCCUCCUAUCGAGGACAUCGAAAAUUGGCUCAAGUUUUCUUAUCUUUGCCGAAAGAAUGGGCGGAUUAGCCAGGCUAGGUCUACCUUAAUUAAACUUCUACAGUAUGAUCCCGAAACAUCUCCUGAAAAUGUGCGAUACCAUGGCCCUCCUCAAGUAAUGUUGGCAUAUUUGAAGUACCAAUGGUCCCUUGGGGAGGAUCUUAAGCGGAAGGAAGCAUUUGGCAGGCUGCAGAAUUUAGCGAUAGAACUAUCAAGUGCAAAUAUUCAAUCUGCUACAUCAACUGGUCUGAUGAGCACUUCAAGUGCGAGUGUCCCACUUCUGGCCCGUGUAUAUCUUAGACUUGGAACCUGGCAGUGGGCACUUUCUCCUGCAUUAGAUGAAGAUUCUAUACAGGAAAUUCUUUCCGCAUUUAGGAAUGCGACUCAAUGUGCAACAAAAUGGACUAAAGCAUGGCAUUCAUGGGCACUGUUUAACACUGCAGUCAUGUCUCAUUAUACUUUAAGAGGUUUUCCUAAUAUUGCAGCACAGUAUGUUGUUGCAGCCGUUACUGGAUAUUUUCAUUCAAUAGCAUUUGCAGCAAAUGCCAAAGGAGUGGAUGAUAGUUUGCAGGAUAUACUUCGACUCCUCACUUUGUGGUUCAACCAUGGAGCUACUGCUGAGGUUCAAAUGGCAUUACAUAAAGGAUUUUCUUAUGUUAAUAUUGACACAUGGCUGGUUGUUUUACCUCAAAUAAUUGCCAGGAUACAUUCAAAUAACCAUGCUGUGAGAGAAUUGAUACAAUCUCUUUUGGUGCGAAUUGGAGAAAGCCAUCCACAGGCUCUCAUGUACCCCCUUCUUGUAGCAUGUAAAUCAAUUAGCAAUUUACGCAGAGCAGCAGCUCAAGAAGUGGUUGACAAAGUCCGGCAGCAUAGUGGCACACUUGUAGAUCAGGCACAACUUGUAUCGACGGAGCUAAUCAGAGUGGCGAUACUCUGGCAUGAAAUGUGGCAUGAGGCAUUGGAAGAAGCUAGUCGUUUAUAUUUUGGUGAGCAUAAUACUGAGGGGAUGCUAAAAGCAUUGGAGCCCUUACAUGAAAUGCUCGAGGAAGGGGCUAUGCGGGACGAUAUUACCGCCAAAGAAAGUGCCUUCAUUCAGGCAUAUCGCCAUGAAUUGUUGGAGGCCUAUGAAUGCUGCAUGAAAUUUAAGAGGACUGGAAAAGAUGCUGAACUUACUCAGGCAUGGGAUCUAUACUAUCAUGUGUUCAGACGGAUAGAUAAGCAGCUCCAAGCUCUUACUACCCUGGACCUGCAGUCUGUUUCACCACAGUUGUUAACAUGCCGCAAUUUAGAGCUUGCUGUUCCUGGGCAAUAUCGUGCAGGAUCACCGUUGGUGACAAUUCAAUAUUUUGCACAUCAACUUGUUGUCAUCACAUCUAAACAGCGUCCCCGGAAAUUAACCAUACGUGGCAGUGAUGGAGAAGAUUAUGCCUUCUUGCUAAAGGGACAUGAAGAUUUACGCCAAGAUGAACGUGUGAUGCAGCUUUUCGGUCUGGUGAAUACUCUACUGGAGAAUGAAAGAAAAACGGCAGAAAAGGAUCUGUCUAUUCAACGAUAUGCUGUUAUUCCAUUAUCUCCCAACAGUGGGUUAAUUGGAUGGGUCCCACAUUGUGACACCUUGCACAAUCUCAUUCGGGAGUACAGGGAUGCCAGGAAGAUUACCCUCAACCAAGAGCACAAAUACAUGCUUGGUUUUGCUCCUGAUUAUGAUCAUUUACCACUCAUUGCUAAAGUGGAAGUAUUUGAGUAUGCAUUGCAAAAUACUGAAGGAAAUGACCUGGCAAGGGUUCUUUGGUUGAAAAGUCGCACUUCUGAGGUAUGGCUUGACAGGAGGACAAAUUAUACUAGAAGUUUGGCUGUCAUGAGUAUGGUGGGCUACCUUCUUGGUUUAGGUGAUCGACACCCAAGCAAUCUUAUGCUUCAUCGCUAUAGUGGGAAGAUCUUACACAUUGAUUUUGGUGACUGCUUUGAAGCUUCAAUGAACCGAGAGAAGUUCCCUGAAAAGGUUCCCUUCCGCCUGACAAGGAUGCUUGUUAAAGCUAUGGAGGUUAGUGGUAUCGAGGGCAAUUUCCGUUCAACUUGUGAAAAUGUAAUGCAAGUGCUCCGAACACAUAAGGAUAGUGUCAUGGCUAUGAUGGAGGCCUUCGUUCAUGAUCCUCUCAUCAAUUGGCGUCUUUUCAACUUCAAUGAAGUCCCUCAAAUGUCUACAUUUGCAAGCACUCAUGUAGCUCCUGUUGCAAAUAGUGAAGAAUCGGCUCCAAAUAGAGAGCUUGCUCAACCUCAACGUGGUGCUCGGGAGAAGGAGCUUCUUCAGGCUGUCAAUCAACUUGGUGAUGCUAAUGAAGUUCUAAAUGAGCGUGCUGUGGUGGUCAUGGCUCGGAUGAGUAAUAAACUUACUGGACGUGAUUUUUCUACUUGUUCUUCAGUAUCCGCUAGUUCUAUCCAACAUGCAGUAGAUCACAGUACCUUGAUUUCUGGUGAUACACGUGAAGUUGAUCAUGGUUUAAAUGUUAAAGUGCAAGUCCAAAAGUUGAUUACCCAAGCUCGAUCACACGAGAAUUUGUGCCAAAACUAUGUCGGGUGGUGUCCUUUUUGGUGAGAUAAAGUGCAUCCUGGAUUGUAAAUUAUGAUAUGUAUAAUAGAAAUAUCAUUGUAACUUGGGAUGUCACUUUUUCUUCCUUCACUGUAAAUAAUGUAUAGAUACAAGUUUAUUUGAAUUAAUAAAAUACUUGGUUUUCUCA